UAAUGGCUAUCAUAGUUAUAUAUCAUACUCCAGUUAUCUAAAGCCGUUACAAACUUACGGCCUACACCAUAUAUAUAAGCCCGCACUAUUCGUUAGGAAAGCCUGUAGUCUUACACAUCUCACUGUCCUCUCAGCAUCAUGAAACUACAUGUCGCGACUCUGUUAUUGAGUGUUGUUGUGGCAUCCGCCAUGGCCGAUGGCGCCACAAAGAUCGCCUCCUCGUUGCGGAAGAAGGGCAGCGGCUUCUUUCAAUACGCCAGCGCACCGAGCCAAUCUGAAUACGAAUACGGGUACAAUCUUGGCAAUCCUUUUCACAGACGUAAUCUGUUCCAUCAAACGAAAGAUCACCGUUUCCGCACAAAGCUUAUGUGGGGUGAUUCCGUCGGUGGCACCGGUGAGCAUUAUUGGGAAUUCAACCACAGUGAUGCUGGAUCUGAUGCUUCAGCUCCGGCUUAUCCUUCUGGCCCGUCUUAUUCAUCUCCAACUUCAUCUUAUUCCUCUCACGCUCCAUCGUAUUCGGCUGCCUCUUCAUCUCAUUCCGCCCCUGCUCCGUCUUACUCUUCCGCCACUGGUCCUUCGUUUUCAGAAGGUGCUUCAUCUUUUCUCCCACCUAGCCCGUCCUUUUCGGGAGAUUCUCCGUUCUAUUCGGCUGCCGCCCCUUCGUUUUCGGAUGCUUCUCGUAGAUUCUCGGAAGAUUUCCCAUCGUACGACGACGCCCUUCCUGCUGAAAUGUAAUGCCCAUCUUCGAAUACCAAAUACAAUGAAAAAAAGACUGUU
Messenger RNA from Daphnia magna, 777 nucleotides. Its product is annotated as DNA-directed RNA polymerase II subunit rpb1. The transcript is spliced from 3 exons. Bases 139 to 735 code for a protein of 198 amino acids. Lineage: Eukaryota; Metazoa; Arthropoda; Branchiopoda; Diplostraca; Daphniidae. The record is from RefSeq and is a predicted model, not a curated record.